AACAUGUGAGUUCCAGCUUCUGUCAAUUUGUUUUGUUUUGUUGAGUAAAACCUUAAAAGUGUUGAUUAGUGUUGUUGUUAAUAAAUGGACUCAGAGUUCGGUUGAUUAUAUAGUGUAUAAAUGAGAAAACCAGUACUAAUAAAAUUACUUUACCAAGUUACAGAUAAAGAGUUUUAAUUUAAUAUGUUCUAAACAUGUAGCAUUCUGCCUUGUGAACUGCAAUAAAAGUGUCACAGGUGUUCUCGAAUGGAGAAAGAAUUGAAAAAUCUUCUGCAAGAUGAAAGUGAAGAUGCUAUUCUUGCACGAAUUCAAGAAGAGAGUCUCAGGUAUUACAAUGAAGUGGAAUUACCUCGAAGAGCAGCAGAGAAUAUCGAAAACAAAGAAGUUACAGAUCACAUUCAACCUCAGCCUCACUGCUCAAAAAAUAAUGAUGCUAGAUUUUACAAUGAAGUUGAAUCACCCCAUAGAGUUGCUGAAGAGUUCCAAGAAAACGGAAUUUCAGAUUGUGAAAAACUAAAAACUGAUCAGCCACAUUGCUCUAAAACAGAUGGCAUUAGCCAGAACACACCAGUUAAAGAUGUGUUUUACAAGGGGUGUAGUCAAGGAGCAGAUGGGUUUCAUCUCGCCGCAGGGGAAACUUAUGUUUAUCCCACAAAUUACCCAAUCCGGAAAUAUCAAAAAAGUAUUAUUCAUUCUGCUCUGUUUCACAACACACUAGUGAGCCUGCCAACUGGUCUAGGAAAAACAUUCAUAGCCGCUGUCGUUAUGUACAAUUACUACAGGUGGUUUCCUCAAGGGAAAAUUGUUUUUAUGGCUCCAACAAGGCCUUUAGUGGCACAACAAAUUAGGGCUUGUCAUGACAUCAUGGCUAUACCCAUCAAGGAUACCAUUGAAAUGACAGGUUCAAUGAAUCCAGGAGAUAGAUUAAAGCAGUGGAAGAGUAAAAGAGUAUUUUUCUUGACACCCCAAGUGAUGGCCAAUGAUUUACGCAGUGGGGUUUGCCCCGCCACACUGUUCAAGUGUGUUGUCAUUGAUGAAGCCCAUAGAGCCACAAAGGAAUAUUCAUAUUGCCAUGUAAUAAAAGAACUUGAGAAAGCCGGUGCUAUGUUUAGAAUAUUGGCUUUGUCUGCUACCCCUGGAUCAAAUAUUAAAGCUGUUGUCGAAGUAGUCCAGAACCUGCGGAUAUCGACCCUAGAGCUGAGAGGAGAAGACUCGCCUGAUGUCACACCAUAUACACAUGCCAAACAAAUUGAGCCUGUAUCACUGAGUCUCUCAAAAAAUAUUCUUGACUUUCGGGAACAAUUUCUUCUUAUAUUUGAACGAUAUGCAAGAAGUCUGAGAGAGGCGAGGUUGGUUACGUGUAACGUCCAAAAUAUAACAAAGUUUCAGCUCCUCAAAGCCAGUGAGAGAAUUCGUUCAAAACCUCCCAAUGGAAUGGCAAAAGCAAGAGUCGGAAUUCUGAUGGCUGAUUUUACAGUAUGUAUGACAUUAGCUCAUGGACUUGAGUUGUUACAAACGUACGGUCUUCGUGCAUUUCAUCAAUAUUUUACAGGCUGUGAAGAUGAAGAAAAUCGUAAAGCUGCUUUCACCAGGCUUAGUCAAGAUGUAGAAUUUCACCAGCUGAUGGAAAAUCUUCACAAAGCAGUAUCUUCCCCAAUGGAUCAGUUUUGGAGUCACCCAAAGCAUGAACAUUUGGUAAAAAUUUUGAAGGAACACUUUUCUGUUAAUGAAAAUCAAAAAGAAGAUUCAAAAGUUAUAAUUUUUUGCCAGUACAGAGUUGUUGUCAGCGAAGUCUACGAACUUCUGCAGAAAAUUCAUCCUUCGAUAAAGCCAAUUAUGUUUAUUGGUCAAGGAGCGGGAAAGGACAAAACUGGUCUUCCCCAGAAGAAGCAAAUAGAGGUGAUGAAGCAGUUUCGAGAAGGUAAGAGCAAUGUUCUGAUAGCGACUUGUGUGGCUGAAGAAGGCCUGGAUAUAGGUUCAGUAGACCUGCUGAUACUGAUGGAGGUGCAGCGAUCUCCGGUGAGGCUGGUCCAGAGGUUGGGCCGUACAGGUCGGCACCGCCAGGGCCGUUGUGUGGUGCUGCUCACCCAGGGCAGGGAGGUUCAGAAAUUUGAUGAAGCAAUGGCCACCAAAAAAUCGUUUAUCAGCAUGAUACAAAAUUCCAAAUUGCUCACAGCCAACCUCUUUAAAGAUGAGCCUACCAUGGUACCGUCUCAUCUUAUGCCAAAAAUGCAGUUAGUUCAUAUUAAUGUUCCGGAGAGAAUAACUCCGGGUAAAGUAAAGAAGCAAAGUGAUAUUCGCCAGGCACUGAUGGCCAAACUGAAUGAGACUGAAGAGGCAGAGGAAUCACCCUUCCUGCUGCCAGAGCAAGAGGCUCUUGUACAAGAAGAGUUAAACACUUUAAAAGUGAACUUCAACAGUCUUUCAUUUACAGAUUCUAAAUACCUUUACCACAGAAUCAAUGAUGCUAACAUGGGUUCUGAAGAGUUAUUCAAUUUAGAAUUCACUCAACAGUCUGAGUUUACAGACUGGAACAGAGUGCUACAACAGACGUAUUUAGUAUCACAUUCUUCAGACUCCGAAAUAUUGUGUCAUUUACUGGAUAAGGCUGAAUCCAUGCAACUAGGAGAGCAUAAAGAUUUGAAUUCGCAAGUGGAUUACAGCAGUAUUGUCACAAAUAAAAAGAGGGUGUCAAAAACGAAAACAAAGCGUGUUCCAGAAAACCCGAUAAAGAAAAAGAAAACAGACAAAGAAGAAAAGCAUGGCAUGGAUAUCCGAGAGUGCAUGGCAAUCGCUGCAGACAAAGCACGGUUAACUCAGGAUAAAUGUGGGGUCAAGGAUGAUUCUGUGAUUAUAUCUGAAUCCUUGAUUGAUCAAACUGUUGUAAUUUCACCUCAUGAAACAAUUGUACAGGACAAGGAACAUGGGGACUCUGUGGAAUGUGCUUCGUGUAACCAUACUUUUGGAGGAAUCGCUAAAGAACUCCAGAAAUUCCUACCACCUAUUCAGAAUUUCUCUUUCAACUUUAAUUUGUCAAGGAUGGAAAUAUUUGUGAAAAGUCUGACAAAAGAAGUGAUAACAAGGUUUAAUGUUUCAGAAACUUUAAGAGAAGACACGGAUUUUACUGUUGAAGAUAUUAAUAGAAAUAUCAUGGCUUUAAAAGCAUCAAACAAUGUAAAUAUUACAACAAAACAAGAAUCCUCAGAUCUAUUUGAUGUGAAUGACAUUUUUGAGACUGAAUUUCAAACACCACCAAAAACUUUGCUGCCAAAAAGUAAUCUAAUAAAUCAUUCUUUAAAUAAAAUAAACUCUUUAGCUAGAACUCCAAGCAAAAUAUUGGUGAAACCCCUACUUUCACAGCAGAGUCAAGAUUAUUUUAACUUAGACGAUAUUUUUGCUGGAGAUGAUGAUGAAGAUAUUCAACAUUGGGUAAAGUGUUCCAAAACAUCCACGCCGAUUCAAAAGAUAACUCCUGUAUUUGACUUGGAAUCAAAAAAGGAUGGAUUUGAAAAAGGAGUAUUUGAAGAACGUGUUCAGAAUCCCAAUAAAUUAAAAGCUAAUACGAGUAUGUGUCUUUUUAAAGUUCCACAGAUGAAACUAGAUCCUCAAACUUUAAACAAUUUGCAUGAUAUAUCCAAAAGCUCAGAGGUACAGUUGAGCCCGCAGUCACCAGUAUUGUCAGGACAAUUGGUGCCCCCAAAAAUAUCUUUAACUUCUGUAAGUGCUCAAGGUUGUAGAAAUUCAUUUUUCCAAAGUCCUGAAAGUCCAAUAUUGACAGGACAAUUAACAUUGUCUUCCAAAAUGUCUUCAGCAAGAAGAGAAGAGAGAAAACCCUUAUUCUGCGACAGUCCUGAAUCUCCUAUAUUAUCAAGUCAAAUAUUGCGUAAUAAGAGUUCCCCAGUCAAUAAAGCUGGGCGCAAAGUCUUAUUUUCAGAAAACCACGUAAAUAAACAAAAAGGUGAUAUUACUAAAUCCACGUGGUGCAAACCUCUCUAUAAUAAUUUAAAUGAAAUGGAAACAAAUGACGUAUGUACGGAAAUAGAAGGUGAUGACAUGUUAUCUGCUAGUCAGUUGUUUGAUGAUGAAGAUUCCGGUGAAGGGAAUACAAAAAGUAAUUUGGAUCAAUCAUCUAUGUACACUAUCAGUCAAAUGGUUGCAAAAGUUACGGAAUUGGCAAGGAAUCCAUUAGUUCACGAAUCAACUGCACAUAAAAGUACAAAGGAUGCUAAAACUCCACAAAAAGUUGAUAAUAAAUUUGGAAGCAGCGAUGAAGAUUCACUAUUUGAAAAUAUUAAUUUAGAUGAUUUGUCAGUGAGAAAUAACAAUGCUGAUACUAAAAAGGAUGUUUCUAACACUGAAAAAAUACUUUCCAAUAAUAUGCGAAAUUCUGGCAACGUCUCAUAUAACUGCAGUACUGUUAAUGUAAACAAUAAAAAUGUUAAAGAAAAUUCAAAUGCUGAAACAACUUUAUAUAAGAAUAAUCAGCUUCACAAUAGCAUUAACAGAUCUAACUCUAUCAUCAGUAAUCAACAGAAUUCUGCACUAACAAAUUUUGAAGAAGUGAAUGAGGUGUGUGAAGAAUCUUCAAUUACUACAAGGUGGCUGAGUUGCAUGAAAUCACCAUUCCAGCCGCACACUAUAAAAACGUCAACACCACAUGUUCAAGUCAAUAAAAAAACAAAUUUUGAUUCUGACUCAGACUCGCAUGACGAUGUCUUUCAGAGCCCAUUGCAGAAAAUGAAGAAUAGACCUCCAGUGAAUAUUGAGAAAAACACCAGAAAGGAAAAGAAACGACAGCUGUUUGUAGAGAUGGAAGCGGACGUAACAGGUCCUCCUCAGUCCAGCGAUGAAGAAAAUACAAGUGGAUUAGAUGACCUUGAUGACAGUUUCAUCAAUGACAUGACAGAACAACCUUGUACAUCUGUAGACCAUACAGUUUUAGACAUGCAAGCUAGAUAUCUCCAGUCUGUCAAGAGUCCAGUGCGGAAACCUGGAGGCUUCAAAAUACCAAAAGUUUCAGACUCAGUCUUGGCCCAAGAUGUAUUUUCUCAGUUUGUUGAAGAGGAGGAGGACUCAUAUCUGAAUGACUCAUUUUGCUGUGAUGCUACAGAGAUUCCAGUGGAUGAAGAGCCUUCUGUAUUGGAGAUGGCAGAAUAUAUACUAAACCAAGAUAGAAAAUCUAGAAAAGUAAAAAAGACAAAGAGAAAGCGUACAAAGUUCAAUUCUAGUAGUGAUGACAAUGAAAUUGACCAAGAACAGAAAGAAAAAUGGCUGCUCAGCUCAGAAUCAAGUGAUGAGGACCAAGUUGUGAAAAACUGUAAAACGAGAAAAAGAAAACAGUGUCUUAAUUCUGAAUCAAGCCCUAGUGACCAGUCAUUAGAAACGAAGAAACCCUUCAAAAGAAAACGAAUUCACUUGCUUACAUCUGAUAGUGACAGUGACAGGACAUUAUAACUGUAAUUAACAAUUUUCUGUGACCAUUAGUAAAUAUUUAUUGUUACUUUUAAUUAAGAUUCUUGUUAUAAGAUUAAAGACUGUUAAACAUA
Molecule: messenger RNA, 5546 nt
Organism: Homalodisca vitripennis (glassy-winged sharpshooter)
Lineage: Eukaryota; Metazoa; Arthropoda; Insecta; Hemiptera; Cicadellidae
Gene: Fancm
Product: Fanconi anemia group M protein
Exons: 22
Coding region: 247-5454 (1735 amino acids)
Biological process (GO): replication fork reversal; interstrand cross-link repair; double-strand break repair via synthesis-dependent strand annealing
Molecular function (GO): four-way junction DNA binding; 3'-5' DNA helicase activity; ATP binding
Source: RefSeq, a predicted model, not a curated record